AUGAGUACGACUUCCAUCCCUGACCACUCUAUAAGGAUUUGUGCCGAUCGUGGCGGGACUUUCUGCGAUGUUCAUGCAUCAUACCCUGACCCUAAGAAUCCCAAUGAACGGAAAGAAAUAGUAGUGAAGCUUUUGUCUCAGGAUCCUCUGAACUAUAAAGACGCACCUACCGAAGGGAUUCGACGUAUCCUUGAGGCUCUCACGGGCGAGUCGAUUCCACGCGGACAAACUCUCAAAACCGAUAAGAUCGGCAGGUAUUAUAUACGGCUGUCUACGACUGUUGCGACUAACGCUCUUCUUGAAAGGAAGGGCAAGAAGCACGCCUUGCUCAUCACGAAGGGCUUCAGAGACCUUCUGUUGAUAGGUAACCAGUCGCGACCAAAAAUUUUCGACCUUAAUAUCCGCCGCCCUCCUCCCCUCUACUCCACGGUUCUCGAGGUCGAUGAGCGCGUAACGCUGGUCGGAUACACAUCAGAUCCCAAUGCAGCCGAGCAUGCUGUUCAGUUUGAUGAGAAUGGGAAAAUUGUAUGCGGCUAUAAUGGCCCAGGAUGGGACGAGAAUGACGACGAUCAAGGGGAAAUCGUGAGGGGGUUGAGUGGCGAGGCGGUAAGAAUUAUCAAAAAGCCCGAAUUAGAUACUAUUCGCAAGGACCUUGAAUAUCUCUUCUCCGAGGCAGCAGGUUCCUACCGUUCCCUUGCCAUAGUCUUCGCACAUUCCUACACCUACCCGGAUCAUGAACUUGCCGUUGGUCGAAUUGCCUCCGAAAUUGGUUUCACGCAAAUUAGCAUGUCAUCCCAGCUUCUUCCCAUGAUCAAGAUGGUCCCUCGAGGGGUGAGCUGCACGGCUGAUGCAUACCUUACUCCCGUGUUGAGAAAAUAUUUGGAUGGAUUCUUUGGUGGGUUUGAUGAAGAGCUGAAGGGAAACGAAGGUGGUCAAGGAGGAAGGAAGGCCAGAGUUGAAUUCAUGGCUAGUGACGGGGGACUAUUGGAUUUGGAUAAUUUCUCAGGUUUAAGAAGUCUAUUGAGUGGGCCUGCUGGUGGUGUCGUUGGGUAUGCAUUGACUAGUUGGGAUGCAAAGAGGAAGGUUCCUAUCAUUGGUAUUGAUGUUGGAGGCACAUCUACGGACGUUUCCCGGUUCGACGGUCGCUAUGAGGUCGUAUAUGAAACUACCACUGCAAGCAUAUCCAUUCAGUCUCCACAGCUCGACAUCAACACCGUCGCAGCGGGUGGCGGAUCCUGCCUCACUCUCCUCAAUGGGCUCUUUAGGGCAGGCCCGGAAAGCGCAGGUGCUGAUCCUGGUCCAGUCUGUUAUCGAAAGGGCGGGCCACUUGCAAUAACUGACGCGAAUCUUCUCCUUGGUCGGCUUAUCCCUGAUUAUUUCCCGAAGAUAUUUGGGAGGAACGAGAACGAGGGUCUUGAUGUUGAAGCAACUCGUGCUGCUUUCGUUGAGCUAGCAAGGGAGGUGAAUGAAAGCUAUGCAGAGGGCUCUAGGAAAGCGCUCACUUUGGACGAAAUUGUAUACGGAUUCAUCAAAGUUGCGAAUGAGACGAUGUGCAGGCCAAUCCGGGCGCUGACCGAGGCGAAGGGUUAUGCUUUGUCUAAGCAUGUCCUGGCAAGCUUUGGUGGUGCCGGUGGCCAACAUGCAACGGAGAUUGCACGUCUACUAGGAAUACAAAAGAUUCUCAUUCAUCGACACAGUUCAAUCCUCUCCGCUUAUGGUCUUGCACUCGCUGACAGAGCUUACGAACUUCAAGAACCUUCCGCCAUUGUAUUCGGUGACGCAAACGUGACAUCACUCAAAGCGCGCCUGGACGACUUGUCGAAUCAAGUUCUCGCUGCUCUUGAAAAACAAGGCUUUACUGGUAAACGUGUCCGGGUUGAACGUAUGCUAAACAUGCGCUUCGAUGGGACGGACACGGCUGUGAUGGUUCCUCAGAAUGCCGAAGGGCCAAACGAGAUCGAGAUUGGAAGAGAGGAAGAUUUCGGCGAAAAGUUCAAUAAAAUGUAUAAGGAUCAGUUUGGAUUCGUCUUAGAAGGGAAGGAUAUCAUUGUCGAUGACAUCAAGGUUCGCGGUAUAGGGAAGACGUUCGAUUUCCUCGGUCCCUCCGUUUGGGAUGAGCUGGAUACUUUGAAGACGACGAGAAUUACACCUGAUUCCAACAAAGUCGAGGCAAAGCACAGCGUUUACUUUGAAGGGCCGGGUCGUAUUGAGACGCCUGUGUAUCUUUUGGAUAAGCUUCACGUGGGCGAUCAAAUCCACGGGCCAGCUAUGAUUUUGGACAGUACGCAGACUAUCGUGUUGGAUCCUUACAGUCAGUCUACUGUGACGAAGAGUCAUUUGUACAUCGAACUGAAGUAGUGACAGUGUUGAAAUAAGAAUUUGGACUUUUGGCUGCGAAUGAG
Messenger RNA from Cantharellus anzutake, 2402 nucleotides. RefSeq names its product 5-oxoprolinase. NCBI's taxonomy places the organism in Eukaryota, Fungi, Basidiomycota, Agaricomycetes, Cantharellales, Hydnaceae. The record is from RefSeq and is a predicted model, not a curated record. The coding region runs from base 1 to 2358 and encodes 785 amino acids. Gene Ontology annotation, molecular function: 5-oxoprolinase (ATP-hydrolyzing) activity. The transcript is spliced from 14 exons. Gene Ontology annotation, biological process: glutathione metabolic process. Gene Ontology annotation, cellular component: cytosol.